AUGACUGAACAUUUCGCAUCGAUACCCACAGAGAACCCUCUGGUCUGCGGCUGCGAGUCUCAAGAGCUUUGGGAAUGGUUAAGGGACCACCAGAAGCUGGUCAGCGGGGUGGGAGGCGGCCGUGGUCGCGGAAGAAACGGUGUCGGGGUCGGCGAUGUGGAGGACGGUCUGCUCAAGUGCCAACAGCCGCCGGAAUUGCAAGGUCUGGUUUUCCUGGAUCUCGAUCCCCACGAGUUCUGUUCCGCACCGUUGAUCCUCAAGCUCGCGAUUCAGGACAUCCAACCGUUCUCCGUUCUCGUGUCCUGGCAGAGCAGAAACCAUUCUGGCCUUCACGGCUACCAAGUGGCCUACCACGCGCUGGACAACGUCGAUGAGGUGCGAGGCAAGCUGCUGGAUCCUAAAGCACGUUCGGUCAGGCUGACGAAGUUAGCCUCGGACACCCGGUACCUGAUCUGCGUGCUCGGGCUAGGCAGCUGGGGCACGUCAAUCCCGGAGGACAUUGGCUCUUGGCAAUGGAACGCUUCUCACGACGACGUGAUCGAGGGCUCGGCCCGUCCGGCGAUGGUGAACUCGCUUACCAGUCAGUGCACGGAGGUUAGAACCCUAGACGCGCCUGAUUCGAUCGUCGGCGACGGAACAAUGAGCGACAGAGGAGGUCUGGCCAACAUAUUGACCAGAAGAUUAGGCCUGAUAGUCGGCAGUUGUAUGGGAUUUGUGGUGUUCGUCGUGCUGAUCUCUGUGCUUGGUUACAUGAAGAUGAAGAAGCAGAGGUCCACCGAGAAGAGAGACCAACCACUUUCGUCCAAUCCACAGGCGUACAUGUCGUACAGGCAUUUCUCGUUGCAAAGCGGCGACAGAGCGGACAACGCGUGUCCCAGUUUCAUCAGCAAUAUCGGCACCACGCCAUUGAAUUCGUAGCACAAGCCAAAGGAGUCUCGAAAAGAGACUGACCACCGUGCGAUCGAGAUGAAGAACUCGCCCACUUGUGCAGGUAUCUUUGGCUAGCCGGUGCCAAAUCGCCGAAACCAGAGGACCAGAGGUCCUGCGGAAGAUGCAACGUUCAAGGAUACGGCAAAUUUUUUCAUCCCACUCGCGGGCACCAUUCGGAAAAAUAGAACUGCUCAGUUUUCGCAGGAAUCUCCUCCGUUCACUACCGGAUCCAGUCCGGUCAAUUCAGACUUGAGAAAAAAGUGCCAAAAUUGACGCGCGUAUGUCUCGAAGCGGGAGACACGGUUGUUGGCCAUCUGGCUUCCACCGGCCGUCGUGACGUGUCCGUUAAUCCGCGGGAACGAACGUGACAACGAGAAACGAGACCGUGAACAGGUGCCAAAAAAAUAUUUCGCGAGCGGAUCGAAGGGAAGCGCGAUUCUUUCCAAGAGACAAAACGUAUUGCUCAGUAGCAGAGAAACCAAAAGGGAAAAAGCAAGCGACUCUCGUCGUGUUUUCUAAAAGGAGACGGAACAAAGGAGACAAAUUACCGAUCGAUCUUUCUCGACCAUUCGUACGAACCGAACAACGAUAUAAACGACCCCUUUUUGAAACAUUCGAAUCUCUCCUAGCAAGACUGAUUUUUUAAACCGCCGUUCCUUCAAACAUCCCGCCCUCCCAUCAACCACACACACACGCGCACACACACACACACACGUACACCAUCUUUUAAAAAAAUAAUCCCAUGCCAUUUCGAUGCUCGUAUUAUAUACUGUAUGUAUGAUACGUGAGAAUUUUUUUGUAAAUAAUAGAGUAUAAAGUAUCGUGACUUAAAACGAAGAAAAAGAAAGAAAGAAAGAAAAAAAAAAAAAGAAUGACGUUCGCACAGACGAUACCUAUCGUAAUAUUACCACGGGGAUACUCGUCCUUCUAGUGCUGCGCAAGCAAUAUUACACUUACUCUAAUCGAUAGUCCCGACGAUCAGCACUGAAGUUAAUUAAGAGGGCAGUCUCCUACAAGUCGCGAGUUCGUUCAACGUUUCUUUUCUCUAAAAGCGUCCACCACCGUACACCAUCGUCGCUGCCAGAAAAAAAAAAAAGAAAAAACAGAAAUUCCAAUCCGUCGCGGUUCUGUCUCUCUUUCCUCUCUCUUUCUAUUCCUCUCCCUUCCAUUCUCUUUCUUUCUCCCUCUCUCUCUCUCUCUUUCUCUCUCUCUCUCUCUCUCUCUCUCUUUCUCUCUGUAUAUUCACCGCGUGUCGUUGAUCGUCCGGCAUACGAAAUUUUCUCGCGAAUCAAACGCGACCGAAAGUGGGCGCGUCACUCCUGCCAAGAAACGAGAGAACGGAGAAUUCGGUUUCGAGUUGCCAAAAUGUGUUAAUACGGGAUGAGACGUUGCGGAAGAUGGAUUUAUUGUAUAUAGAUAGAGGAUAUGUAUACACAUAGCAUUCUUUAUUAUAGCAUAGGCUUUCGGUUAAUAAAAAUACACCAAAGCUAA
Frieseomelitta varia is the source of this 2421-nucleotide messenger RNA. RefSeq lists its product as uncharacterized. The coding region runs from base 1 to 918 and encodes 305 amino acids. NCBI's taxonomy places the organism in Eukaryota, Metazoa, Arthropoda, Insecta, Hymenoptera, Apidae. The transcript is spliced from 3 exons. Gene Ontology annotation, molecular function: protein binding. The record is from RefSeq and is a predicted model, not a curated record.